AUGGCACCCGACGCCCCCAGGGUAGCACGACGUGCACAGCAUUGCGCCGUUCAGACACCCUGGUAUGACCAGGGCUCAGCUGGCGGCGAGCGCGUGGGCGUCACGGAGACGGACAACACUGCUGGCUGCAGCGGGGAGUACCACGGGCCUGCUCCUCUGCACCACACAGUAGAGGAUUACCUUUGGCAGCAGGCAGCAGCAAAUAUCCAGGGUGCAGCCCUACUGCAACAGCUGCAGGCGCAGCAGCGGCAGCUGUGCCAUCUUGGUCUGCCAGGCUCCCAGUCACCAGCCCACAACCUUGCAGCAACGCCUGAUGGGUCUGAUGCUACAAGCAACAAUCCAGCGACAAUCGGCGACGAGCCUGAUGGGGGUGCAGUGAAGGACGAGCCUGAUGGGGGUGGCGACGAGCCUGAUGGGGGUGCAGUGAAGGAGGGUUCGCUACAAAGCAAGGACACGGAACAGGGGAACAUGGGGCUGAGAAGCGAUGCAGCAGAGCACGGUGACCUUGUUACAUCUCGGGAAAUGGACAAUGAGCGGGAACCCAAAAAGCGCAAACCUGGCCCCAAAGUGGGAAUAGUAUACCAAUACUUCAAAGGAGUAGGGAGGUAUGACGAGACUUCCUGGCGCCAAGCUCUUGAUGCUUGGGAGACAGGCGACGACACCCAGUCGACGCCAUCAGUGUCGGCAGGCAGUGCGGCUGCCAGCAGCAAAGGUGGAACAGCUGCAGAUUCGCGUCUGUUGCGGCAGAGCGGGAACGGGGGCAGCAAGACGCAGACGUCCAUACAGCGGUUUGCCGACGCGGUAGAGACCCUGCUGAGGGAGCACUUCCCUUGGUACAACUGGACGAAGAACCCACUCGAGUUCGCCCCGGGGAGCAGGCCUUGGGGGACUAAGGGGGUUAUCUAUUUCGUGAUUAGGGAGGCUGAGUUUCCGUUUAAUUCUUUUUAG
Messenger RNA from Volvox carteri f. nagariensis, 948 nucleotides. RefSeq lists its product as uncharacterized. The transcript has 3 exons. Bases 1 to 948 code for a protein of 315 amino acids. Lineage: Eukaryota; Viridiplantae; Chlorophyta; Chlorophyceae; Chlamydomonadales; Volvocaceae. The record is from RefSeq and is a predicted model, not a curated record.